GGCAAGAGGAUACAUCGUCUACUACCAACAGAACCUCCUAUUCUUGCUUAUGACCAAGAUUUAGCCAUCAACUCAACUCUGCGUUAUGAUAUUCUAUCUGGAAAUGAAAAGGAAAUGUUCUUUCUUGAUCCUCAGAAUGGAAGCCUAUUCUUGGAGAAAGAAGUUGACUUAGAAUCACUUCCGGAUUCUGUUUUUGUGCUUCAGGGAAACAAUGCAGAGUUUGCCUAUCAUCUGGUUGAUCCUAGUCAGUCCUUCAGCCUGGAUAGCAGAUCGGGUUGGCUGACUGUAAGAAACCAAGCUAGGCUAGACAGAGAGACGAGACCUUCCCUUAACAUGAGGGUUAUGGCCAGGGAAAAGACACCAUCGGUACUUCAAAUGGCUAGUGAUUCUUCAGUCAAUGUGGAAGUGACACUUCUGGAUGCGAAUGACAACAAUCCAACAUUUUUACCGAGCAACUUGUAUGAGUUCAGUGUAACAAAUUUGGCACCCAUCGGUUUCAUUAUUGGCAAAGUAAAUAUUGUUAAUGUAAACGCUAUUGACCCAGACAUCGGCAGGAAUGGCUUAGUCCGAUACGAGCUCAAAAAGGAUAAUAAAACCUUAGACACCCAGACUUACUUCAGCGUGUCACCAAUCAGUGGAGAAAUAUCUGUAAUUGGUAGCCCUCUUCCUGUCGGAAGGAGAUCUCUUUUCAUUGAGGCAGCAGACCAACCCGAGAACCCUUCGGAGAGACGCUUAUCAUUAGCAUUGGCAAGCAUUGAAGUCACUCUGUCAGCAAAAUCUGGAAUCGCUCCCGACUUUGUUGGCGCUCCAUAUGAGUUCUGGGUUGGCGAUGAUGUACCAGUUGGAACCAGUGUUGGCCAAAUUCGAAUCUCUGAAGCAGUCGAUAAGUCACGAGUGGUAUUUGAUCUACUUCAUUCUUACCAUGAAGGAGUACCAUUUGCAAUUGAAGAAAGAUCAGGAGUUAUAACAGUUGUGGAUGAAAUAUCAAAGUAUGAAAAUUCAUUAUACGACUUUGAAGCAGUUGUGACAGAUGAGAAAAGAAUGACUCUGGUCACAAAUGUCACUAUACAUAUAGUUGAAAGUGCCGUUUCUCAUAUGGAGAAACCUUCACUUUUGGAAUUCCGUGUAAAGGAAAACAAAGCAGGUGAUAUAGUUGGACGAAUUGUUGUGGGAGUGAGGAAAGGAAACCCCAAAUUUUCUUUACUGGAUGAUUUCUCUGCGUUCUCUAUUGCUCAAGAUGGAACACUUUACACGAAGGCAGCUCUUGACAGAGAACUCAGAUCAUCAUACUUCAUUACAGUUGUCGCUCAAAUUGGAAGGGCUGAACGCUAUUUUCAGGUACAUAUAACAGUGGAGGAUGAAAAUGACAACCCGCCUAAGUUUACUCAAUCCCAUUAUGAUAUUCGUGUCCGAGAGAACUGGAAACCUGAAACUCCUUUGCUGAAGUUAGCAGUAUCAGACUCAGAUCUGAAUUCAAAUGUUUGGUUAUCGCUCAAAGGAAAAGGAAAUGAACUGUUCACUUUAUCUCAGUCAGGUAGCCUGCGGCUCAACCGUGCUUUGGACAGGGAGGAGAGAUCUGUUUACACCUUCAGUGUUAUUGCAAGGGACCAAGGAAACUUAAGCUCUGAGGCAAGUAUCACAGUGCAUGUUGAAGACGAGAAUGACAACAAGCCCAAAUUUGUAGAUCUUGCUAUAUUAAGUGAAGAAGCUAGAGUAGUUCCAGGGACUGGUGACUUAAGAAUUAGUCUUGGAAACAAAACAAUUUAUCAAGAUCCCCCGACCAGAAGGAAGAGAGAAUUCCCCACUCUCAUUAUCCCCGAAACAAUGUCUUUAGGUGUAUCUGCGUUCCGUCUACAAGCCACAGACCAAGAUCUAGCAGAAAAUGGAACCAUUACCUAUGGUAUAGCCAGUGAAAGUAACAUUCCCUUCGGUCCAGUUGUCAAACUUAUCACUACACAUAAUUUUGCUGUUCAUCCAGUUUCAGGAGAAGUUAGUCUUGCAGGUCUACCAACACCUGAGUCAGAAUAUCUUGUAAACUUUACAGCUAUUGAUGGUGGUGGACUCCUUGAUUGGUCUGUGGUCAGGAUCAAAAUUGAGGAUAUCAAUAACAAUGCUCCAAUUUUUGAGAAAACCUGGUAUGAUUUUGAUGUACCUGAGGGAUCAUAUAAGUCUUUUGGGAUUGGUAAAGUAACCGCUAUAGAUGCCGACUUUGGACAGAAUGGUAAUGUCACAUAUUCAAUAUUACAGAAAAAGGAAAACUUUUCAAUAUUUCCAUUCAAGGUUGGUCCCCAAAAUGGAGAAAUCACAGUCAGUGGAGAGCUAGAUCGUGAAACCAUUGAUCUGUAUUCUUUCAAAGUCCUCGCUCAGGACAAUGGGCCAUUUGACAACAGAAUGAGAUCGACAGUUGAAGUUAUGGUUCGGAUAACCGAUGUAAAUGAUAAUCCUCCUGUCUUCUAUGGAUACGACAGAGCUUUACAAACAACACCAUCCCAACUCUUAGGUUCAGACAGGAAAGAUAACUUUGAACGUUCCAUCUUACUUCCUGUCUAUUUUGCAUCUGUAGCUGAAAACAGUGCACCUGGCAUUCCAAUUGCAAGAAUUCUCACUAAUGAUUCAGAUCUACCUGACAAUGGAAAUGGCAUUGUUGUUUAUGAUAUUCUCAGAAAGAAGAACCAUCGUCAGCUUUUUGCUAUAGACAAAGAAGGAACUGUCACAGUGACAUCAUAUUUAGAUUUUGAAACACAAGCUGUCCAUAAUGUUACAAUAAUUGCUUCAGAUCUGGGUAACCCAAGCCUCAGUUCAACAGCUCUUCUCAUUGUUACUGUCGUUGAUGUUGUUGAAUCUACUGUGGAAGAUAAAGAUAGAAGUUUGAUACCAAACAAUUACUAUGAACUAGAGGCAAAUCCAAAUGAGAUUCGUAUUGUAGUUCGAAUAAAAGAUGUAAAUGAUAAUGCGCCAAGGUUUGUUCCUAGUGGUAGACCAUUUGUUGCUGCUAUACCAUCAUCGGCAACCUAUGGUUAUCCUAUCAUACGCCUUCAUGCAGAAGAUAUUGACGUAGGACUGAAUGGUGAGGUGCACUAUGAAAUAAUGGGUCGUGAGGACUCUGACAGGUUUACAAUAGAUCCGAUUUCAGGGCAUGUUAGGGCACUUACAAGUUUCGUCAAGGAGAAAGGUCGAGUGUUCGGUUUUGAUGUCAAAGCUACUGAUAGGCGCGGAGCUCAUGAUGGAAAAGUAGCUAUUACAAAUGUUUUUGUUUACGUAUUGGAUGAUGACAGGAAAUUAGCCAUGGUUAUGGGGGCCAGGCCAAACGAGAUAGAAGUUAACCUUCGUAAUAUAACUAGGGCAUUGUCCAAUGUGACAGGUCUCGAUGUUAGGGUCAGAAAAUUAGAGCCCCAUUUUAAUAAAGAAGCUACUGAUAUGUAUCUUUAUGCAGUUGAUCCUUUGAUGAAUGUUAUAAUUGAUUCAGAAACAUUGAAGCAUGUGCUGAGGGCCCGUGGAGGAGAGGUUCGUAGAGCAGUAGAGCCCUACCGCCUUCUUGGUUUGGCCGAGGGAGGUGAAAUCUCAGGACCAGUAAAGAGUAGGCUCAGUUUAUCAGCUCUGGAAUUGGCCACAAUAGUGUUGGGUUGUAUCGUCUUCUUGGGAGCCAUCACAUCUGCUCUGUGUGUCGUUUGUUUGCACAAGAGGAAGAGAAAAGUUGAUACCUUCAAAAUGGGUGUUACCCCUUUAAGUGCUGAUCUGAUGUUUCAUACUAAAGAAAUGAAGGCUAGAAAUAACUUCAACCCGAGUGCCUUCACCGAAGGAUCAACGGAUAGUUAUAUAUCAGGGAACAGGUCUGAAUGUGGAUAUAGAAGAGAUCGUCGAGAAAGGAGGUCUAUGAUACAGCCUCGGCCGCAGCAAGCAUUGAAGGCUUCUUUAGCUAGUGUCCAUUCCAGCGGACGGGACUCGGGAAUAGUAGAAGCGCCCCACUGCUGCCCAUGUUCUCACUCUCCGUCCCACUCAUCUGCCAACAGCAGUCAUGGGAGUUAUGAAGAUUCAUUGAAAAGUCUCCAGCGAAGGCAUAGUGACAACAGGAGAAAAAGUAUGCGCACCUCACUCCAUCCGUACCCGCCACCACUGCCCCCUCCAGCUCUUUCGAGGCAUCCUUCUGGACGCCACUUUCAAUCAUAGCCUUUAUUUGUACUAUGAUAUGAUAGCUGGGUAAAACAGCAGACUUAGUGUUUUACACUUACUAAUAAUUUCGGGCAUCUAAAACAAAAAAAAAAAGAUGUGAUAAAUUAAUAGGAAUGACCAAAGAAUGUUUAAAUUUAACAGUUAAAAUUUACUUGGUGAAUUAAUAAUAUUCCAGUACUGAAAACCUUAAGAAUUAUUCAACAGAAAACAUUAGUAAAUUAAAAUUUAUUAACUUUAAAAGUAUAUUAAUUAUGAAAAAAGUUAAUAAAAAAGUCUGAUGGUUCGGGAGCUCUUAAGGCAAAAGAUAAAUUCUGCAUUAUAGGGAUUUCUUGUUACAUCAAUCAAAGAACAAAAUUAUUUAUAUACAGCAUUACUAUUCAUACAAAAGAAAACAAUUUGGAAUAUAUUUAGUUUUGAUCCUUCAUUGAUAAUUUUUAUGCUAAUUAUUUCCCCAAAUAUUCUGAAAAACUAUCUUAGAAACAAGUGUUUACCAGAUGUAAAUUGUUGUCUUUUUUUAUACCAAAAACUAUUCAGGCCCCUGAACAUCAUUUGCUAGACAGUUUUGUGCUUUUUGCUUCAGUAUAGAUUAUUAUAUUUUAAAUCAAAAUGUAUUUGAAUAGAUGUAUUAUAUAUUUGUUAUACCUUGGUUUACCAAAUG
This is a messenger RNA of Nezara viridula (southern green stink bug), 4828 nucleotides long. The record is from the annotation of a GenBank genome assembly. NCBI's taxonomy places the organism in Eukaryota, Metazoa, Arthropoda, Insecta, Hemiptera, Pentatomidae.